AUGGAAAAGGCUUUGAAAGCAAUUAUUGAGAAAAAUAAACGAAGUGAGGAAUCUAAUCCCUUUGGUCGGGCUGUUUUCGAAUUUGAGGAUGAUGCUGAAAUUGAAGAAAUAAUUCCACAACGCCAUAGGGGCAUCUUAAUUAAUGAAGGUGGUGGUAAUAGGAAUAAAAGUAAGGCAACAAUGACACAAAGAGGAAAAGGAAAGGACCCUGCAAAAAUUGAUAGUUUUUUUGCACCAAGAACCACUCCAGGCUUUCAACCAACUAUCAAAAGUGCCCUUGCAACUAAAGAAGCUGUACAUAGGGCACAUAUGAUUGUGGCAAAAUUUUUGUAUGAUACAUGUGUUCCAAUGAAUGUUGUCAAUUCCAUAAACUUUCAGCCCAUGUUUGAUGCUGCAAUCGCCAUUGGUCCAGGAUUUAAAGUUCCUACCUACCAUGAAGUUCGAGUUCCUUUAUUAAGUGACUCAAGGAAAGAGCUUCAAUUGUUUAUUGACUCUGUAAAGAGUACUUGGGCUGAUUCUGGGUGUACAAUUAUGGGUGAUGGUUGGACUAAUGGUAGACAUAGAACUCUUAUUAAUUUUCUUGUCUAUUGUCCUAGAGGAAUCAGUUUUGUUAAAUCUGUUGAUGCCUCUGAUGUUGUAAAAGAUGCGCAUCUUCUUUUUAAAUUUUUUGAAGAAAUUAUUGAGUGGGUGGGAGCAAGCAAUAUUGUGCACAUGGUGACAGAUAAUGGGGCAAAUUAUGUUGCUGCUGGAAGGCUUGUUAGUGAAACUUACAAGAAUAUUAAUUGGUCUCCUUGUGCAGCACAUUGUUUGAACUUAGUGUUAAGUGAUAUUUCCAAGUUGAAUCAUGUGAAAUAG
Molecule: messenger RNA, 855 nt
Organism: Camellia sinensis
Lineage: Eukaryota; Viridiplantae; Streptophyta; Magnoliopsida; Ericales; Theaceae
Source: RefSeq, a predicted model, not a curated record